Molecule: messenger RNA, 1852 nt
Organism: Phlebotomus argentipes
Lineage: Eukaryota; Metazoa; Arthropoda; Insecta; Diptera; Psychodidae
Product: 2',5'-phosphodiesterase 12
Exons: 3
Coding region: 30-1850 (606 amino acids)
Biological process (GO): nuclear-transcribed mRNA catabolic process, deadenylation-dependent decay
Cellular component (GO): mitochondrion
Molecular function (GO): 3'-5'-RNA exonuclease activity
Source: RefSeq, a predicted model, not a curated record
CCGGAAAAUUUGAUGUUUCAUUUCUCAAAAUGUUGAGGUUAUGCUUCGGUUGUGGAAACAAGUUGCACGUGUCGAAAAUAUUCUGGAGAAGCUUUACUCGUGGAAAAUUGUGGAAAUUUGGACGGAAAAUGGACAGAGUAUAUUUUAGGCAUGCAGACAAUGACGGUUCCGUGGAUAUAUCCUUCAGGUAUACCAAUGCAGAACACAAUAUUGACCGUGUUUUCAAUUUCCGGAGGAAUGUCAAUGAACUGGUGCAGGGCUUCACUGACAGAACCCGGACAAAUAUCGAGAAGGAGUUCAAUAAGCAUAAUAAGAAGAAGCAGAAGAAAAAAUCCAGUGAAACUGCACAGGAAGCGGUCCAAGUAACGCCUCCGGAGAUCAUCGUGCAGCUCACUGGACAUGGAGAAGAUCUCUCAGGGAAGACUUUUCAAGAAAUCCUAGUCACAGAGACACUGAGAAAUAGCUUAGAGCUCUCAAUUCACGACCAGAAACUCCCCGUUGCUGUGAAUUAUCCUUUUGUGGACUUAAUCACACUUCCCGCUUCAAUUCUGGCGGGAUUCUUCGUAUAUCCUAGCAAAAUAGAACUCUCAUUUGCCUCAGAGAAUGACUGUACUUUCACCUGGUACAGAGGGAUGCUGCCCAAGAAUAAGAUACUCAACAACAUAGAGUUUCAGGAAGUAGGCAAAGGAUUUGCUUACUUUGCAAAGCUCGAAGACGUGGAUCAUUACUUGAAAGUCGUGUGUAUUCCUCGAAGGGAUGGAAUUGAAGGUCCCAGUGUGGAGUGCUUGUCCAAAUGCACUGUCCAGGCCAGUCCAGGAGAGUGCCCGUUCGAGCUGCGACACAAAUUCACGAGUCAACGCCUCUCUGGGGAACAGUUCAGAGUGGCUUCUUACAAUCUUCUCGCCGAUUGCUAUGCAGAUAGUGAUUUCAGUCGCCAGGAACUCUUCCCUUACUGCCCUCCAUACGCUCUCCACAUCGACUACCGGAAGCAGCUGUUCAUCAAAGAGCUCCUGGGUUACAAUUGUGAUAUUAUCUGCCUUCAGGAGGUCGAUGCGAGGAUAUACGAUAUGGAUCUCGACAGAUCCCUCCGUGUGUGGGAUUUCGACGGGCAUUUUACGAGGAAGGGCGACACAGUUGAAGGCCUGGCUAUUUUCUACAAUAGGAAACGCUUCCGCAUGUUAAAGAAGUUUGCAAUAACUUACGGCGAGCAGUUAAAGAAGAUGGACAUUUUUGCGGAAAUAUACGAGAAAAUCCGAGGCAAUGAAGAACUCGCCACGAGAGUAGUGGAGAGAUCCACAACCCUGCAAGUGGUGGUCUUGGAGUCUCUGGACAAUCCAGGAGAGGCGAUUAUCGUAGCCAAUACGCAUCUCUACUUCCAUCCGAAUGCUGAUCACAUGAGACUUUUGCAAUUCGGACUGGCGAUGAUCUUCAUAGAGAAACACGUCUUACCUGAGGUAGAGAGGGAUCUUCCUGGAGUUAGAAAAUCCUUGAUCUUUGCAGGCGACUUCAACAGUGUGCCGGAAUGUGGAAUUUAUAAGCUUAUGACUGAGAAUUUCGUUCCCAGCGACUUCAUUGACUUUCAAUCGAAGCCUGAUCAAGAGAUUAAGGAUGUCGAAUUGAGACAGUCUCUGCCGAUGUCUUCUGCCUGUGGUUGUCCGGAAUUUACCAACUUCACAGUUGGCUUUAAGGCCUGUCUCGAUUACAUUUUCUAUCAGACGAACAAUCUCAACGUAGUGCAGGUUAUUCCAUUCCCUAGUACGCAGGAACUCGAGGCUCACAUCGCCAUCCCGUCCGUGGUCUUUCCUUCCGAUCACAUCGCCCUGGUGGCUGAUUUGAGUUGGAGGAAGUAGUG